UAAGCCGAUCUUAGCCCGUGAAAGACUGCUUUGCUCUUAGAGGAGGGAACAAUCUGAUGUAAACCAAAUUAUAUCGUUAUUUUUUUCCUAUAGGUUUACAAACGGAGGUGCUAUGUUUUUGUGGCCUUUAGGCCUAACUAGCAUGCUAACCACCAAGCUAGCUUUAACUGCGACUCUUUGCAUCAGUUGUAACAUUAGCAUACAAGCUAUAAUAUCAGUCUGCCAGCGGUAGAUAACAUUAGCAUUUUUUUAUAUAAGAUUUCCUAAAACCAAAAUAAGUAUUUUUGGUCCACACUAACUUUUUUCAGGACUAUGAAAUUACUAGUUAGCUAGUAAUAACCUAAGAUGUUAAUUUUUAUCGCUAAGGUACACCAAGUACACCAUAGCAUUAGCCUUCGCAUGUCAACUAUGCAGGACAAUGUAUUUUUGGAACAGUUUUGCUAAAGAAAGCCGAGUUUAAUUGUUAGCUUCCAUAAACGCUGCGAGUUUAAAAAAGAAACACUUAUUUCAGUCUUGGAUUUGCCACAAAGAAAAGGUCUGCCACGCCAUGAAGCAAAACACUUUGUUGCAAACGCUGGUUGUCCCCCUCAUAGUUUGGAAAGAUCUGAGCUAUGUCAGAGGAGGAACUGGAGGAAAUUGUGCAAAUAACAGUGGAAGACCUAAGCCCAGAGGGCCGUACAGCAGACAUGCUGGACAAUCAUGGACAAAACGAAGAGAAUCGUCAGAAGAAAAAAAGAAAAUUCAGCACAAGUCAGGAGAGCUUUGCCAACAACCAGGAUGUGUCUUAUAUUAAGAACCUGAUGGUCUCAUUCACUACAUCGGUCAAUCAGCGUUUGGAAGGCAUUGAGUCCAAGCUGCAGGCGCUGGACACCACUUGCAAGGCUCUUACACAAAAGCUGGAUAACAUAGUGCAUUAUGCGAAGAAUCCUAUCCAGGUUCCUAUGGUUGCGGGAUCACCUCAAGGGGCCACUCAGACUUGGAACAAAGUGCGGUGUGUCGUCCCCCAAACAAAUGUAAUUGUGGGCAGUGAACCCAUGAAGCAGGAAGACCCCACGCUGGAAAACCUGCUCAGCAACACAGUGGCUAAGAGGCGCCAAAACACAAUCCUGGUGAAGGUGCCAGCCCCCGAGGAGAGUCAGGAGGAACAGGAGAGCGGCUCCGAGGCCAGCGACUCCGUGUCCAAUGGAGGCAAUCCCAACAACUCGCAAAAUGGACAGAACGUCACACUCAUCACACUUAACUCCGAGGAUGAUUACCCCGGAGGCACAUGGUUAGGCGAUGAGACUAACGCAGAGAUGCGGGUUCGCUGCCCAGUCUCGCCAGCUGACAUGCUGCAUAUUUCCUCAAACUGCCGCACAGCAGAAAAAAUGGCUCUAACACUUCUGGACUACCUUUUCCAUCGGGAGGUCCAGGCCAUGUCUAAUCUGUCCGGACAGGGCAAACAUGGCAAGAAGCAGCUGGAUCCACUCAUGAUUUAUGGCAUUCGCUGCCACUUGUUCCACAAAUUUGACAUCUCAGAGUCAGACUGGUAUCGCAUCAAGCAAAGCAUCGACUCAAAGUGUCGCACUGCCUGGAGACGCAAGCAGCGCGGGCAGAGUCUGGCGGUCAAGAGCUUCUCCAAACGCACACCUCGUAUUUCAGGUUCAGAUGGAGGCCUCGCAGAAGAAGCCACCCACAUCGAAACAGCCACCCAGCAGACACUGCACUACGCGUUGGCCAAUCAGCAGGUCCAGUUCCAUCACAUCGGUGAGGAUGGACAAGUUCAAGUGAUUCCACAGGGCCAGUUACACAUUGCCCAGGUGCCUCAAGGAGAGGAAGUGCAGAUCACACAGGACAGUGAGGGGAACCUCCAGAUCCACCAGGUGCAUGUCGGUCAAGAUGGACAGGUACUUCGGGGUGCUCAGCUCAUAGCAGUGGCGUCAGCUGAAGGGGGCGCGACAGCGGUUGAAGGCACCUCUCUCCCCCCUGACAUCCAAGUGCAAUACGUCCAACUUGCCCCCGUCACCGAUCACGCAGCUGCAAUACAGGCGGCUGAGCUGGCUCCGACCCUACAAUCGGACAUGGAGGUGAAAGGGACCAUCCAGGGAGAGAACGGCGAGGUGGUCCAAAUCGUUACAUCUGUAGCUACCUGAAGCGAGGCAACCUGAUUCGGGGGCUGGCAAAAAAUUUUAUCCAAUACAUGUCGCCACAGUGUGUCUGCGGUCCGUACAUGCACAGACAUCGAAGUUGGAAACCCUUUUAACAAAUCCUAACGGUCAACCAUGAUUGAACCACCGGUUGCUGUCCCUCUGUAAAAUGUAGUUCCAGAGAGCCAAGCAGAUGUUCACAGAGAAGUAGACCAAGAGUCUUCAAAAUCAGCUCUUCUCUUUCUGGUCUUUUCAUCCCAAAGUAGACCAAGAGUCUUCAAAAUCAGCUCAUCUCUUUCUGGUCUUGUCAUCCCAAAGAAGGAUCCAUCCCACCCCUGAUUGCACAGUGGGAUUAUUGUCUAUCCAGGCAGGGCGGGUGCUGCUAAUGCAGACCACUGACACACGUACUUGUUUACAAGUAUGAAACAUACUAACGUUUAGACACAAGUAGCUCGAUCCCCAUUUGGGGUUUUAAACGUUCGAACCCCACCUCGCUCAAGCAGUGCUGUGUUCAUUUUCGAAUCACAAUUUCAGUCACUAGAGUGGAACUUGGAAUUAACUCUUGUGUUGAGUUUGUUCAUAAUUUAAUCCAUAUUUCCAUCUCCUGACUAUGCGCCCACUCUCGUUUUUCUUUUUGUUUAUUAUUUGAUUUAUCGGAGAUCUAGGGGAAGCUUUCAUUUCGAAAGAUCUAGACCAUGAAAUAGAGGUGGUGCCGUUGUUGUCCAAGUUGGGUUUAGAAUACCAAACAAACUGAAUAUGUUAAUAACCCCCAACUUUGUCUUUGGAAAUAUCCAUUCAUGUGAAUAAACCAUGUAUGUGGUUGCCAUAAAAGUGUUUUGUCUUUUGGUUUGUUUUCCCUUUUCAUUCGUUUUCCAUAAACUGAGGUUAGCAAAAGUGUUUCCAGACUUUUGCCUCCAGUCAUCGAAAACGCAAUUGGUUUAUUUGUUGAAUAUAAUGGCAGGGCUUCUAUAUACUGUAGAUAAACAGCAUGACAGCAUUUCUGAACACUUUGAUCGGUCAAGUCAAGACACUGAAUGUGUUUGCGGGGUUUUGAACGGUGAUUCUCUAAAGAUGAAUAUGUUUAACUGAACAAGAGAUAUUGUGAUGCUGUGAGGAAGUUUUCCCAUGCUCGCUGUGAUGUAAUGGUGUAUUUUGGAAUGAGAGAAGUAGGCGAGAACAUGAACUUGAUAAAACAACAUUUAAGUCUU
Messenger RNA from Doryrhamphus excisus (bluestripe pipefish), 3334 nucleotides. It is a transcript of the gene banp, whose product is annotated as BTG3 associated nuclear protein. NCBI's taxonomy places the organism in Eukaryota, Metazoa, Chordata, Actinopteri, Syngnathiformes, Syngnathidae. Gene Ontology annotation, biological process: negative regulation of protein catabolic process; protein localization to nucleus. Gene Ontology annotation, molecular function: DNA binding. The record is from RefSeq and is a predicted model, not a curated record.